Trichophyton rubrum CBS 118892 is the source of this 468-nucleotide messenger RNA. RefSeq lists its product as uncharacterized. The record is from RefSeq and is a predicted model, not a curated record. NCBI's taxonomy places the organism in Eukaryota, Fungi, Ascomycota, Eurotiomycetes, Onygenales, Arthrodermataceae. Gene Ontology annotation, cellular component: membrane; endoplasmic reticulum; nuclear envelope. Bases 1 to 468 code for a protein of 155 amino acids. The transcript has 3 exons. Gene Ontology annotation, molecular function: glutathione peroxidase activity; glutathione transferase activity.
AUGAUGAUCCCAGUCCCAGACGGUUACGGCAACAUCAUCGCCGUCGCCCUCGGCGCCAUCCCAGUGCUCGGCUUCGUCCACGGCAUCAUCACUGGCAUCAAGCGCAGAGCUGCCGGCAUCCCCUAUCCUCACAGCUAUGCCACUAUCGAACAAUGCAAGGCCGACCCCAAAGCCGAUGCGUUCAACUGCGCCCAGCGAGCCCACACGAACUACCUUGAGAACGCACCACAGACGAUGCUGCUCACUCUCGUUGCUGGACUCAAGUAUCCUGCCGCCACGACGUUGAUCGGAGCUACAUGGGUGGUGAUGCGCGUGCUGUUCUUGUACGGAUAUGUCUACUCCGGGCAGGCUGCGGGAGCCGGACGGAAGUACGGUGGCGGCUUCUGGUUCGCUCAGAUGGCGCUCUGGGGCAUGACGGUGUUUGGCGUCGCAUUGCCCAUGAUGCAAGCUCCUGCUUCCCCAUUCUAG